Molecule: messenger RNA, 2999 nt
Organism: Sceloporus undulatus (fence lizard)
Lineage: Eukaryota; Metazoa; Chordata; Lepidosauria; Squamata; Phrynosomatidae
Gene: PIF1
Product: PIF1 5'-to-3' DNA helicase
Exons: 11
Coding region: 907-2244 (445 amino acids)
Biological process (GO): telomere maintenance; DNA repair
Molecular function (GO): DNA helicase activity
Source: RefSeq, a predicted model, not a curated record
AUUGUGUAUAAUUGUGUACUUUUUAAUAAUAAAAUAAAAUUAAAAAAAAAAGAACUGAUCACUCUAUCACUGAAGAUAAACUACCUCCUUGACAUGUACACUUGCUGAUUCCAGAUAUUGGGAUCAUACUGUGGUUAGGUGAAUACGAGGACAGAAAUUCACUUGGCAUGUGCUCAUUAAGUGCUUCUGAAAAUUACUUUAUACAUUAUAAUUUUUAAUGCUACUUUAAAUUAACCUGGGAUAUUGUAUGGAUGUGUGGUUAGAAAUGCAUUCCAGAAUGGAGGGUGGGAAUUGUCCACUAGCCCAGAUGUGGCUGAAUGGAAAUUCCCAGCAUUCAACAUCUUUGCCAAUGCUGGUGAGGGCUUCUGGGAGUUGAAUUUCAACUGCAUCUGGAUUCUGACCUCUGCUUAAAUUAGUAUUUUAUUUCUGAAUGUGAUGUAUGUUGGCUGAACAUCCACCUGAUCUCCUUCCUAGCAGCAAGUGUAAGGAAGACCGAACAGGACCUAUAAUUGCUAUGAUACUAGUUAGAAGAUACAGAUCAGACGUAGCACUUGGUUGGUUAACAUACAUGCACCAAAAACAUUGUUUACUUGAAGUAGUAGAAUGUAGUCCAGCAUAAAAAAAUAAUAUCCUAGUUAAGAAGAUCCUGAUUUAGGAGAGAAUGUGCAACUUCAGUGAGUGUAGGAGAGGCUCAUUCUCUUUGAAUGUAGAUUGGUUUAGGUAAAGUGGGAUUCAAAUGGCUUAAUCUUCUUGGUAGGGAGGCAUUUUCCUCCUGUGGCUAGCUAUACAAAAGAAAUUCAGAAAGUACAUCUAUAAGCCUUUCAUAUUUGAUGAAGUUGAAGUUUUGACCUGUGCUUUGGAGAAUGUGUUGAAUCACUGUGUGGAUCUUCCCUUCAGGUGGUUGAAAUGCGGCAGGUGAAGAAAACGUGGUCGAUGUGUUCCCGAGCGACACUGUCCCAAGAGCAGUCAAUGGUGCUAAAUGCAGUGCUGGGUGGGAAGAAUGUCUUUUUCACAGGCAGUGCUGGUACUGGAAAAUCCUAUCUGCUAAAAAGGAUUGUGGCCUCGCUACCUCCAAACGGCACAUAUGCUACCGCCAGCACGGGAGUAGCAGCCUGCCAGAUCGGUGGCACCACCCUCCAUGCCUUUGCAGGAAUUGGCUCAGGAAAGGCUCCCCUGUCACAGUGCAUUGAGUUGGCUCAGAGGCCUGGUGUUCGCCAGCAAUGGCUGAACUGCCGCCGUCUGAUCAUCGAUGAGAUCUCAAUGGUGGAGGGUGAUUUUUUUGAUAAACUGGAGGCAGUAGCUAGAGAUGUAAGGAAAUGUGAGGAUCCAUUUGGAGGAAUCCAGCUCAUCAUCUGUGGGGACUUCUUGCAACUGCCUCCAGUCACCAAAGCCACUGAGCAACCCAAAUUCUGCUUCCAGGCAAAAAGCUGGCGGAAGUGCAUCCACUUGAACAUGGAGCUGACAGAGGUACGGAGACAGACUGACAGAGAGUUCAUUUCUCUUCUAAAUAUGGUCCGCCUUGGCAGAUGCACAGAAGAUGUCACCAGACAGCUGACUCAAACAGCUACGCACAGGGUGGAGAGAGAUGGAAUCCUAGCUACCCGGUUGUGCACCCACAAGGAUGAUGUGGAGCUCACAAACACUAAACAGUUGCAGCAGUUACCUGGAGAGCAAAGGUCCUUCAAAGCAGUGGAUAGUGAUCCUACAUUGGUGAAAACCAUUGAUGCACAGUGUCCUGUGAGCAGCAUUAUUGAACUCAAGCAAGGUGCUCAGGUGAUGCUUACAAAGAAUCUUGAUGUGUCCAGGGGUCUGGUGAAUGGGGCUCGUGGUGUUGUGACUGGAUUUGAAAUGGAAAGAAGAGGCCUGCCAAAAGUGAGGUUUUUGUGCGGUGUCACGGACGUUGUUGGAAUGGAACGAUGGGUUUUAAAAGGACCAGCAGGAACCUGUCUGAGUCGCCAGCAACUGCCCCUGAAACUUGCCUGGGCCAUUUCCAUCCACAAGAGCCAGGGUAUGUCUCUGGACUGUGCUGAGAUAUCCCUGGCUCGUGUCUUUGAAUAUGGGCAGGCUUACGUAGCACUUUCUCGAGCACGCAGUCUUUUGGGUCUCCGUGUUCUGGAUUUUGAUCCUAAGGUAGUGAGAGCUAAUCCAUAUGUAUUACAGUUCUACAGACAACUAAGAAGAGACAAAUUUCUUACUCAGGGUUUUUGCAUUCAAGUCAACAAAGAAAACAUAGAAGGUACCUGAACUAUGUGGGCUGAAAAUUCUGGGCACUAUUUUCCUUUGUCCUUUUUAUUAAACAGGCUACAAUGACACGUGGGAAACAACUUUUCCUACUGAUCAUCAAUAUGUAGGUUUUCAAGCUUGCCAGCUCAGACUUCCUCCUUCUUUAACAGCAAAUAAAAGUGGGAUACCAUUUUUCAUAAUUAAACAAUCCAAGUGUCAUAAAAAGUAGUUUGCUAGAGAUGGAGGUGAGUCUUAUUUGAAGCUCUUCUAACAGAAUAUCCAUCAUUUUGCUACUAUGUCUCAUUUAAGUCUUUGGCACUAUUGAACAAACAGAUAGGAAUUAGAUAUUUCUUUGAAGUGCCACAGGAGAGUCUACCAAAUAGCUUUUAAGGCAGAGAAGUGACCACAAACAACCAAAACACCUUUGUUUAAACAGUCAUCUGUACUGCUUUUAUGGAUCUUAUGUUACAUAGCUUCUCAGGAGUGAUGGACAACACUAUUAACAAAUCUGUUAGAUGAUAGACAAGUGGGAAAAAGAUAGUCAUGGUAAUUGUAACACAAAUUAAUCUAUGGACUCCUAUGUUGCUUGUCAAAACAUCAUGUGAAUGAAGCAAGUUCAAUGUAUUUCCCCAAAUCUGAAUAAUGUGUUUGAAACCAGCUGCUAAUUAAGUCACAUUGUAUGGUAUUGCUAAAUGUGUAUUCUCUUCUCCCCUGUAAAUAUCAUUGAGACAGGGUGAUGAACACAACUGUUAAUAAAAUAUUUUAUCAUACCGUAA